This is a messenger RNA of Daphnia pulicaria, 1415 nucleotides long. It is a transcript of the gene bys, whose product is annotated as bystin-like. The transcript has 9 exons. Gene Ontology annotation, biological process: rRNA processing. The record is from RefSeq and is a predicted model, not a curated record. NCBI's taxonomy places the organism in Eukaryota, Metazoa, Arthropoda, Branchiopoda, Diplostraca, Daphniidae. Bases 109 to 1374 code for a protein of 421 amino acids. Gene Ontology annotation, molecular function: snoRNA binding. Gene Ontology annotation, cellular component: cytoplasm; preribosome, small subunit precursor; nucleolus.
CAUCUUCAAAAAAUUCGGGCCGCCUACAUUCUAGGUUACUGUACACACAAUUUACAUCCCCACGUGUUGUCUAAACAUUUGUGAGGUUACCGCUCAUAGAUACUAAAAAUGGGUAAAGCAAAGAGACUGAAAGUUUCAAAGACAGGAACUGGAAGAACUGAAGGUCUUGACAAACAGAUUUCAAAAGAAGAAAUUGCCUCAAGUAAAGGGCGAGUCAAGGUCAGAGGGAGAACUGAUGCAGAUGAUGAGUUUGUUGAUGAUAAACUCUCAGCAAGGAUUUUGAAACAAGCCCAUCAACAACAACAAGAACUUGAAGAAGAAAUUGAAGGAACUGGCUCUUCGUUUAAGGCAAGAGCCACUUCCUUAGGAGCAGAUUUAGAUGGAGAUGGAAACAGUGAAGAAUCAGACUUUGAAAAGGAAUCACAAUUUGAGGAAGAUGUGCAAGUUGAUGAAGAGGAUGAAAAAGCCCUGGCAUUGUUUAUGAAUCCCAACCCAGCACCAAGGAGAACUCUGGCAGACAUAAUUUUAGAAAAAAUAACAGAAAAACAGACAGAGAUCCAGAGUCAGUUUUCUGAAAUUGAAAGCGUCAAGUUUCAAGAUGUGGAUCCUCGAGUUAAAUCGUUGUACCUGGGUGUGGCAUCAGUUUUACAUCGCUAUCGAAGUGGAAAACUACCCAAAGCUUUCAAACUGAUUCCUUCAUUGCAAAAUUGGGAGCAAAUUUUGUAUAUUACUGAUCCGGAGAAAUGGAGUGCCGCCGCCAUGUAUGCUGCUACACGAAUAUUCACAUCCAACUUGACAGAAAAAAUGGCCCAGCGGUUUUUUAACUUGGUUCUUUUGCCACGUGUUCGUGAUGAUAUUGCCGAGUUCAAAAAACUUAAUUUUCAUCUUUAUCAAGCCUUACGUAAAGCCCUCUUUAAACCUGGCGCGUUUUUUAAGGGAUUUCUUCUUCCGAUCUGCGAGAGUGGGACUUGUACUUUAAGAGAAGCCAUAAUUAUUGGUUCCGUCAUUGCUCGCUGUUCCAUUCCCGUUCUACACUCUGCUGCAGCGAUCUUGAAACUUGCUGAAAUGAAUUAUAGUGGAUCGAACUCGAUAUUUUUGAGAAUAUUCUUCGACAAAAAAUACGCUUUGCCGUAUCGUGUGGUUGACGCAGCUGUUCAUCAUUUCGUAAAAUUUCAGCUGGAUACAAGGGAAAUGCCUGUUUUGUGGCAUCAAUCACUUCUAACCUUCAGUCAACGAUACAAGGCUGAUCUUAGUAGUGAACAAAAAGAAGCGUUGCUUCAAGUGAUUUCCGUUCACAAACAUCAUACAUUAACACCAGAAAUCCGUCGUGAAUUGUUACACUCCUCUUGCAGAGAUGAAGAAAUGAUAGAUUAAAAUGAAGAUACUGUGAAUAAUAAACUCGGCGUCUGAAUUCA